Molecule: messenger RNA, 1407 nt
Organism: Fusarium venenatum
Lineage: Eukaryota; Fungi; Ascomycota; Sordariomycetes; Hypocreales; Nectriaceae
Biological process (GO): regulation of ruffle assembly
Cellular component (GO): ruffle membrane
Molecular function (GO): phosphatidylinositol binding
Source: RefSeq, a predicted model, not a curated record
AUGCAGAAAGUCAAGGCCCGACUGCCUACUUGGGACGUAACCAAGACGCAGAGUAAAAAAGGCUUCGACAAAGUCUGGGGCUGGGCCGACAAGCUAGGAGCACCUAUCAAUAGGCUAUCCAACCGCAUUGGUAGCGAAGCUUUCUGGCCUACGACGUUGGAUAAAGAAAGUGAUAAAGCAGCCAGAAUCUUGAGAUCGUUUUGCAAGGAUGGCUUCUAUACUGAAGAGGAGAAACCGGCUGAUGCCGAACAAGCUGGACCAAAGCAAAAGCAGCGCGUACUGAAGAAGAUCCCAAAAAAGGUGAUACAAAACGCCGUCGGUCUUGCGAUCUUCACCACUAUGCGAACUGGUCUCUGGGUAUCUGGAGCCGGUGGAUCUGGAGUCCUGGUAGCUAGAAACGAAAAGGAUGGCUCAUGGUCUCCCCCGUCAGGCAUUCUGCUACACACAGCCGGCCUAGGAUUCCUGGUGGGCGUGGACAUCUACGACUGUGUUGUUGUGAUCAACAAUCGCAAAGCUCUAGAAGCAUUUACUAAGAUCAGAGCUACACUUGGAGGAGAGAUCAGUGCAGUUGCUGGACCUGUCGGAGCUGGCGGAGUUCUCGAAAAUGACGGCAAAUGGAAACAAGCGAACAGACCUGUCUUCACUUACUUGAAAUCAAGAGGUUUCUAUGCUGGCGUCCAAGUCGACGGAACAGUCAUUAUAGAACGAACGGAUGAGAAUGCACGCUUCUAUGGACAGGAGGGCAUCGGAGUGGCUGAAAUUCUAGCUGGAAAGGUCCGACCUCCUCCGGAGGUUAAGAUGUUGAUGGAGACGUUGAAGGCAGCCGAAGGUCGGACCGAUGUCAACCAGGAGCUUAUGGAUGAGCUUGAAGGGCAACCUGCACCUGGAGAUGUUGAAGUUGAUGCCCCUGGGGAAGGUAAGGUAUUCGGCAUCCCCGACCCUGAAGAUCCUGAUCCCUUCGGAGUUCGCGCCCUCGAGAAAGAGGGCCUUGAGAUCCGCGAUGCCGCGACUCACUCAAGACCUUCUAGCCAAGUAUUCGAGUACCAUCCUAGCCCGACCAGUCCCACGUACAACAGGUUUUAUCGCAGGAGCAUAGAAACAGGCACAGGAAGUAACCGUGACAGCUAUGGAUCAACGCAUAGCCAAACCUAUACGACAUCUGAGGCCAGUACUCAGACCGACCCUGUCUUGAUUACACCAAUCACUGGCACUUCUCCCAAGAGCAGAAGUAUUGUUUCCCAUGAGAGGUUUAAUGAUGAAAAGAGCAUCUACGAGGAUAUCAGAUUGGAAGAUGAGUAUGGAUCGCCAUACAAUGGAACGUCGCAGUCUCCUUAUGUCCUGUUUGAUAGCUUCACGACGCCACCUUCUGGCCCGCCUCCUCUUCCUGCUAGAAAUCCUGUUACAUAA